AUGAAUUCAGAGACGCUGUCAAGCCAUAAUACAGUAGACACAUUACCCGAACAGCUGAAGCGCAUGUACAAUCUGCAAAACGGUACAAAUGAUGCUCCAAUUCGAGCGAAUGUUUUUGACGAUUUGGAUGUGGAAGGUUCCGUAACUGGCUCGAUUCAUUCGAGAGAUCGACAACAACCUUUGGAUACGUCGUCAUCAUCUCUCUCCAGAAGAGAUCUCAGCAGUACCGCUAAUAACUGGAUUAGACUGAACGUUGGUGGAAAGAUCUUUCAAACAACUCGUGAUACUCUGAUGAGAGUUCCUGGUUCAUUCCUUUAUCGUUUAUGCCAGGACGACAAGAGACUGCCUAGCGUCAAGGACGAAACUGGUGCUUACUUGAUCGAUCGAGACGCGGAUUAUUUUUCACCCGUUUUAAAUUACCUCAGACACGGCAGACUUAUAAUAAAUCCCGGUCUAGCUGAUGAAGGAGUUCUGGAGGAGGCGGAAUUCUAUAAUCUGCCGCAGCUAGUACAUCUCGUUAAUGAAAGAAUUCAUGAAAGGGAAAGGAGCUCAAGUGAAGCCGGGAGAUUCAAAAGUGUGUAUCGUGUCAUACAAUGUCAUGAAGAAGAACUAACUACUUUUAUUUCGGCAACAAGUGACGGAUGGAAAAUUGUCCAGGUACUUCCUGUGCAGAGCAGAAUCAAGAUUAUACUUGUGGAUAUACAGCAGGCAGUACCUUGUGCAUUGUUGUUCCGAGAAUUCCUGACAUUAUUGUUCCGUCACGACAGCCGUGACAGGGCUACUUUGCUUCAGCAGAAAGCUAGACAUAACUAA
Molecule: messenger RNA, 813 nt
Organism: Ostertagia ostertagi
Lineage: Eukaryota; Metazoa; Nematoda; Chromadorea; Rhabditida; Trichostrongylidae
Source: the annotation of a GenBank genome assembly